Messenger RNA from Ruditapes philippinarum (Manila clam), 1014 nucleotides. Its product is annotated as transforming growth factor-beta-induced protein ig-h3-like. Gene Ontology annotation, biological process: extracellular matrix organization; cell adhesion. Gene Ontology annotation, molecular function: cell adhesion molecule binding. The record is from RefSeq and is a predicted model, not a curated record. Gene Ontology annotation, cellular component: extracellular matrix. NCBI's taxonomy places the organism in Eukaryota, Metazoa, Mollusca, Bivalvia, Venerida, Veneridae.
CUUGACUUUAGUGGUAAACACCAAACAGGAAUCAUGAAGAUAGCGUGCAUUAUAACGUGUUUAUUUGUUGUGUCGUCUGCGGAGAACAUAGUUGAGCUUGCUACAAAGCUCGGUGCUAACACACUCGUUAAAUUGGUAACUGAAGCGGGACUUGGUGACACUCUAGCAACCGGAGGGACGUGAGGCCCAUUCACUGUAUUCGGACCAACCGAUGAAGCAUUCGAAAAAUUACCAAAGGCUGUCCUGGCUCGCCUUCAGAAGGACAAAAAGCUUCUGGCUGAUGUUCUGGAAUACCACGUGGUGUCUGGAGCCGUAUAUUCUACACAAUUAACCAAUGAGAUGGUAGCGCCUAGUUUGUUAAAGGACAAUGGGAAAUCAGUUGACAUUAGGUUCAACAUCUACAAACAAGGAAGUCUCAUUACAGCCGACGGAAGUCCAGUUGUAUUAGCAAACCAGAAUGCUUCUAACGGUGUUAUCCACGUUGUAAAUAGAGUUUUAUUCCCUAUUCCACUGAAAAAUAUCCCAGGCCAGGUUACCAUGGAGCGUGGACGAUUCUCAACUUUGUUAACUGCCGUGGAGAAAGCAAACCUUACAUCCACCCUAGCCGGAGGUCCAUUUACCCUUUUUGCACCAACAAAUGCAGCAUUUUCCAAAGUUCCAGCCGAUGUUUUGAACAAACUCCUGGCCAAUAUUACAGCAUUGACAGAUGUACUAACAUACCACGUGGUUAAAGGCACAGUCUGGAGCGCUAGUCUUACCAAUGGUGAGAUGGCCACAACAGUCGAAGGAAAAACUAUUACCAUAAAUAUUGGAUCAGGUGGUGUGAUGAUCAACAACGCAAAAGUAGAAGAAGCCGACAUGGCCGUUACAAAUGGUGUCAUACAUGUGAUUGACAGCGUUCUUCUACCUCCAUCAUUUGAUAUAUUUAGCAUUUAUUAAAUGACAUGCAAUGUCAAAAAUUUGUAGAUACAUUUGUAUGUUUAUAGUUGUUAUAAUAAAAGCUAUUUAAAUGUU